AUGGUCCUCGGCUGCGGGUAUCACGGCUGGAGCUACAACACUACGGGCGCCCUUACCAAGGCACCGAUGUUCGACGAUCUCCCUGGAUUCAAGAAAGAGGCGAACAGUCUUUUUGAGAUUCACACCAAGCAGGACGAUGCCGGGUUUCUGUUCGUCAACUUUGAUCAGAGUGCGGAGGCGAGGAACAGCCCCCUGCCCCCCGCCGCGAAGAUCGGUCAUCCGGUGAUGAUCUACCAGACAUCUCAGUAUCUGGACAGCUGGACGCCCAGAAGCGACUUCAACUGGAAGAUCAUGGCUCCGUUCGGCCUGCUGACAACGGUCUACACGAAGCGUGGUUCGCCCUUCUGGUUCUUGGUCUCCUAUUCGCCCGAUUCGGCCGGGCAGACGACCGUGCGAUGCGAAGCAUACUCAGUGCGGAAGCAGCAUACGCCGCUCGAUAGCGAUGUGAAGAAGAACUGGGGCGAGCAGCUGCGGUUGAAAGUCCAGGGAUUUGAACAGGCGUACCGGAAGGCCCUCAGGGAUGGGCCUAACCUGGGCGCCAGUGUUGAUGGCCAAGCUUUUAUUGCUGAUCAGGUAGAUGUGCAUCUGGAGCGGGAGGUGGCCGAGGGCAAGGAGAUCCGACCGGCGGCAGUGCAAGCCUCGAAUGGUGCCACAUCGGCAGCCGAUAAAUUAAACUUGACUGGUGAUGAGGUUACGUGGUAUGAUGCACCUACUUGA
Messenger RNA from Aspergillus uvarum CBS 121591, 717 nucleotides. RefSeq lists its product as uncharacterized. Gene Ontology annotation, molecular function: 2 iron, 2 sulfur cluster binding. Lineage: Eukaryota; Fungi; Ascomycota; Eurotiomycetes; Eurotiales; Aspergillaceae. The transcript has 4 exons. Bases 1 to 717 code for a protein of 238 amino acids. The record is from RefSeq and is a predicted model, not a curated record.